Messenger RNA from Candidula unifasciata, 762 nucleotides. NCBI's taxonomy places the organism in Eukaryota, Metazoa, Mollusca, Gastropoda, Stylommatophora, Geomitridae. The record is from the annotation of a GenBank genome assembly.
AUGAACCAGAUACUUGGCGCCGAGCACUUCGUGGUGUACAACUACAGCAUCUCCCCGGCUGUUGACCAAAUUCUCCAGCGCUACCAGCAGGAUGGUCUGGUCACCGUUCUCCCAUGGCCGGUUCCAACCCUGGAUGUCCAUUCCUAUGGACAAAUGGCUGCAUUGAAUGACUGUUUUUACCGAAACCGCAACAUCUCCAGAUUUGUGGUUGUUGUCGAUACUGACGAGCUAAUCAUUCCCAGAAAUCACUUUACUUGGAUGGAGUUACUUGAUACUAUCUCCCCUGAAGAACACGACGUUUCGGCUUUGAUGCAUCCAUCAGACCCAUCAAGAAAACGGUUUAAAACAACUGGAAGCUUUGACUUUAGAUCAAGUUUCUUCAAAAUUAGCAACAUUACAAAUUGGACGGAAAUUCUUUCACAAUUUUCAUUUUCUGAUGAAGAAAAGAGCAACAUUGAGAAACUGAAAUUCCUAACACUGUCUCAGGUUUGGCGCGGUAUAAAAAUAUUUCCAGAGUAUCGUAGAACGAAAUAUAUAGCUCGCCCAGAGUUUGUAAAUGUGGCGGGUGUUCAUUAUGUGCACUCUUUUGUGAAGAACACGGGUUCUGUUUUAGUGAACGAUAAAUUGGCGCUAGUUCAUCAUUACAGAAACUAUCCCAAAAAAAGCAAGGUCAUCAUGGAUACGAGCAUUCUCAAGUUUAAGAAUCAGUUAUACCCACGGCUCGUACAACAGUGUCAACGAUUUCCAAGUAUCUUUAAGUAA